AUGGAGGGUCGACGAUCAGCGACGCUGGGCGUCUCAAUUACCUUCUUCGCCCUUGCCACCAUUUUCGUCCUGCUCCGCUUCAUCUCGAGAAUAUUCGUGGUCAGGAAAAUUGGGUUACACGACUGGUUGAUGUUGGUCGCAUGGAUGAUCGAUUUCGGAUUUUCCUUCUCACUUUUCUUUUCCGUGCAAAAGGGUCUUGGCCUUCAUUCGAGCGACAUCAAACCGGAAGAUGAACUCGCUUUUAAUAAGGCCAAUUAUGCCUUCACCGUGCUAUACAACCCGGCAUUGAUGGCCGUCAAGACCUCAAUCCUGAUCUUCUACCUGACCUUGACUCGAAAUCAGAAAGUCUUCCGUUUCGCGAAUUAUGUCACCUUGUUUGUCGUGAAUGCUGCGGGCCUUGCAUUGACAUUGGUCAAUGUCUUCCAAUGCAGCCCCCUCGGCGCAGUCUUUCUCUCCGACAUUCCGUCGUAUGCGCAUUGUACGGAUAUUGUCACUCUAUACUUGUCGUCCUCUCCGGUGAAUAUUAUCACCGAUCUCGCCAUCCUCAUCCUUCCGAUGCCGCUCCUGACGAAAAUGCGCCUGCCCUUCAAACAAAAGAUCAUUUUGGUGAUCACAUUUUCCUUCGGCUUCUUCGUGGCCGUAGUCGAUGUUAUCCGAAUCGCAUUUCUCCAACAAGCCGCCAUCUCUCGGUCGCUAGAGGUCAAGUCGAUUCACAUUCAAAAUAUUGGAGGGGUGGACUUUAGCUGGUAUGCGUCACUUUCUUUUAUGUGGUCUGUCGUCGAAGUCAACGUUUCAAUUAUUUGUGGCUGUGUUCCAAGUCUCAAGCCCCUGGUCACUCGGCUUGUCCCCAAACUCAUUAGAGAUACCAACGACACAACAACUUCAUCGCCAAACGGAGGCUAUGCGUAUCCCACGGGGGAAAUCCCCGUUCCAGCUACCCCUGCGGCCGCAGCAUUGGGAUUCCAAUCCGCUUUACCAGGCACCGAAGGCGACAAAAGCCUGCAAAAUCAUGUUGGAAGUGUCUCAGCUGGACGACAUAGCUCUCGCGAGUCGGAGCCGAUAGACCUGUUGGAAUUCCUGGGCCAUCCUGCGACGGCUCCUCUUGAUACCGAGACAAUGACACACACGAGCACGAGCUAUCCGCCUGAUAUCACAUUCUUUGACUUCGUCAACAUGAAGAAUCCAGAGAGUAUGCUCAAGUUAAAUACUAGGGAGUCGAUCGCACCAAUCGCGCUGACCACGCUCCUGUUCUUUCUUUGGGGGUUCGCGUACGGUCUACUCGAUAUAUUAAACUCUCAGUUCCAGACCAUUGUUCACCUUGGCCCGUGGCACUCGCUGGGUCUGCAUGGUGCCUACUUUGGUGGCUACGUGCUAGGGCCUUUAUGCGUCGGUGGUCCCGUCUUGAAAAUCUGGGGCUUCAAGGCCACAUUUAUGACAGGACUUUGCAUCUACGCUUGCGGGACACUCAUCUUCUGGCCUUCGGCUGUGCUCACGUCGACCCCUGCGUUCAUCUUAUCUAAUUUUAUUGUUGGUUUCGGCCUAGCUGUUUUGGAAACUGCGGCAAACCCUUUCAUCGCCCUCUGUGGCCCACUCGAGAAUUCAGAAAUCAGACUGAAUAUCUCGCAGGGUGUACAAGCAGUCGGAAGUGUCUUGUCACCCCUUCUGGCCAAACGUGUUCUCUUCAAAAGCGUCCAGGAUGUCGCAAGUCUGGUUGACGUACAGUGGGCAUAUCUUGGAAUUGCCCUGUUUGACGUCCUAUUGGCAGUAGCAUUCUACUACCUACCCGUCCCCGAGGCCUCAGACGAGGACCUGGAAGAGCUAGCAAACCGCCGUCGCGAGGACAACAUGACUAAAGUGGUCGGCAUUCCAGUUGUAUGGCUUACCCUUGGCUUGGGAGUUUGGUCUCAAUUCUUUUACUGUGCCGGCCAAGAAGUCCUCGCGACAAGCCUCAACCGUUACGUCCUCGCUGCUCAUUCCACAACAUCCCUCCAACCAUUCGAUAUUCUUACGGUCGGCCACAGUGUCUUUGCUGUAGGUCGCUUCCUUGCCGCAUUUGCCCAGUGGUUCCUCAAGCCCCGCUGGAUUUUGAUGGUCAACUACAUUGGCAUGAUUGUAUGUGGAGUCCUUGCAAUGUACACAAGCGGCUCCGCAGCAAUUGCCAUGGUAAUGCUUCUCUACCUCUUUGAGAGUGGUACUUUCAGCAUCAUCUUCGCCAUCUCCCUUCGCGGCACAGCGCAACAUACCAAAAAUGCUGCCAUUCUCCUAACCAUGGCUAUCAGUGGUGGUACCUACUUCCCAUUCGCCGAAUAUGCAGCAUAUCUAGCCCGCGGGGAAAACUAUUCCUUCUCCGUCCUCGUUGCCCUCUUCUGCGCUGGUGCCAUCUUCCCAAUCUACCUCAACUUCGUCCCCGCCGUCAAAAAGCAAGUCGACCCUGUCCCCAACGAGUAUCUCCGCCGCCACCGAAAGAGGACUCGAACACACAUCGACACCAUACAACGCGAUAAAGAGAACCCCUCUCUCGGCGGUGUCCUCUCUCGUCCUCGCAGUCUGGUCUCAAAUCCAGACCAUCUCCCCGACCUUCCCCUCCCAGAAGAAAUCCACCGCUCCUCCCUGGCCCACGACCUCCCUGGUCAAAAAUCGAGUUCAAGCUCCAGUCGGAAUUCGAUCUAUUCAAGGGAUUCGACUUCCCAGCGCUUCUCACGCAGGAAUAAUGAUUCAUGA
This is a messenger RNA of Penicillium salamii, 2721 nucleotides long. The record is from the annotation of a GenBank genome assembly. NCBI's taxonomy places the organism in Eukaryota, Fungi, Ascomycota, Eurotiomycetes, Eurotiales, Aspergillaceae.